GGAGGAGUAGACUGCAAGAAUGGCACAUAAGGCAUCUCCUACGAAAAGUUCUUGGAAAAUCCACGAAGAAUACCACAUAGAUGAAGAUGUGGGCUUUGCUCUGUCAGAUCCACUGAAGUUUUGCCUACAAAGUGCAAGGCAGGAAAUGUUUGCCUCAACAACUACAGUUCCUAAAUUUGUCUUCUAAAGUAUGCCAUGACAACUAUCUUAUCAUCAAUAUUUUAAUUAUCAAACAUUUAUAUAACUUUUUUAAGCAAGUUACAACUGUUAACUUUUCCAUCCUACAACCGUCCUACAAGGAGGAACUACCUCACCCUUAUGAUGCCUGGACUUCCAUCGCUAAAAAUCUGGCUGCCCUGAUUCAGAAUGGUGAACUACGUGCAGAAGUUGAGAAGUUACCAAUGCUCAGUAUUGAUGACCUCGAAGGACACAAGUCCCAGCGCCUUGCACAUCUGGUCCUGGGGUAUAUCACCAUGGCAUAUGUGUGGAAUCGGGGUGAUGGAGAUGUCCGCAAGGUCCUGCCAAGGAAUAUUGCUGUCCCUUACUGUAAACUCUCUGAGAAGCUGGGAUUGCCUCCAAUUCUGGUUUAUGCAGACUGUGUCUUGGCAAACUGGAAGAAAAAGGAUCCCCAUGGGCCCCUGACUUAUGAAAACAUGGAUAUUCUGUUUUCGUUUCCCGGUGGGGACUGCAGUAAAGGAUUCUUCCUGGUUUCUCUAUUGGUGGAAAUAGCCGCUGCUUCUGCAAUAAAAGUAAUUCCCACUAUAUUCAAUGCUGUACAACAUCAGGAGCAAGAUACUUUGCAAGAGGCAUUGCUUGAUAUAACUUCUUGUCUGCGCGAAGCCCUUAAAGUGUUUCACCAAAUUCAUGACUAUGUGGACCCAAACCUAUUUUUCAAUGUUCUUCGCAUAUACUUGUCUGGCUGGAAAGGCAACCCCCAGCUGCGAGAGGGUCUGCUGUAUGAAGGCGUCUGGGAUACCCCCAAGAAGUUCGCUGGGGGUAGUGCAGCCCAAAGCAGCAUCUUUCAGUGCUUUGAUGUUCUACUGGGGGUCCAGCAGAGUACUGGUGAAGCAUCAGCUGCUGAAUUCCUCCAGGAAAUGAGAACAUAUAUGCCACCAGCUCACCAGAACUUUCUUCAUUCACUAGAGUUAGGUCCCUCAGUUCGUGAGUUCGUACGUUCAAGACGUGAUGCUAGACUACAGGAAAUUUAUAAUGAUUGUGUGAAAGCUAUGGUCUCCCUGAGAAGCUACCAUUUGCAAAUAGUAACUAAGUACAUUGUGAUUCCUGCCAGCCAGCAGUCCAAGAAAAACCAAACAUCUGAAGAGCCAUCAGACGAAGGAAAUAAAGGAACUGGAGGCACUGAUCUCAUGCAUUUUCUAAAGUCUGUAAGAGGUACAACUGAGAAGGCCUUGUUGAAGGAAGGUUAAUAUAAUCCAAGCAAGGGUACAUUUUGUCAGGACAAAGGUGUCUGCAUAUAUUAAUGCCACUCAUUGUAUCACACCUAUAAUUUAAUAUGUAACAACUUCUUAAGAGUACAUUAUAGAAGAUUUCAAAAUAAUUUUUCUGAUAUCUGUGUAUUCCUUUUAUGAAAAUUAGAAAAGCAAUUAUAUUAGCAGUGUUGUGAUCUAU
This is a messenger RNA of Rhinolophus ferrumequinum (greater horseshoe bat), 1626 nucleotides long. It is a transcript of the gene IDO1, whose product is annotated as indoleamine 2,3-dioxygenase 1. Gene Ontology annotation, molecular function: metal ion binding; heme binding; indoleamine 2,3-dioxygenase activity. The transcript has 11 exons. Lineage: Eukaryota; Metazoa; Chordata; Mammalia; Chiroptera; Rhinolophidae. The record is from RefSeq and is a predicted model, not a curated record. Gene Ontology annotation, cellular component: cytoplasm. The coding region runs from base 402 to 1424 and encodes 340 amino acids. Gene Ontology annotation, biological process: 'de novo' NAD+ biosynthetic process from L-tryptophan.